AUGGUGUCCGGUCUUCGCUUCAUGGUCAUUGCGCGAAAGCUUGUGCUGCUGUUGCUGGUUGCUUGCUCUACGGCUACGCUCUCCUUCUGCAACUCCUUGCUUCGUGAGCCUCUUUGCCGAAUGCGUGCACCGCUGCGGACAGUGCGACAUGGAGCACCUCCAUCUCAAAGACCUGGCAUAUCAAAUGUUUGGCAGGCAGCUGGCGCUGCAAUGAUGUUGUUUGCUUGCAUGUUGACGCCUCGCGGUGCACUAGCUGCAUCUGCAUUAGAAACAGACGUUCGGUCAGUCUACUCCGUCGGCGACUUACAUGGUGAUUACAAAAGUACGGUGAAGAUCUUGACAUCACUUGGGCUGAUGGGAAAUGACGGUGGGUGGACGGGAGGCUCAGCGAUUCUGGUUCAGACAGGAGACAUUACCGAUCGUGGGGAUGAAUCUGGCGACAUCUUCCGAGCACUCUUUCGUUUGCAGGACGAGGCUCCUCAGCAAGGUGGUCGAGUGAUUCUCCUCAUUGGCAACCAUGAGCUCAUGAACUUGGAGGAUGAUUUCCGCUAUGCCACGAAGAAGGACACGCUUUCGUUGCUUGCCGACAGCUCCUCGAGGUCGGAGGCCUUCUCGGCAAAAGGUUGGCUUGGACAGGCCAUACGACAGCGCAUGCAAGCCGUGGCAUUGCUAGGUCCGAAGGAUGGGUUGUCGAAGCCAGUCCUUUUUGUCCAUGCUGGACUCCUGCCAAACUUCAUCGAAAAUGGGGAUGCAGACGAGCUGAACGGUGCUGUGAAACGGCUACUCGAAGGCAAAGAUGCAAGCGAUCUGAGGGAGGACCCUUCGCCGUUGCUUGGAGAUGAAGGCCCUUUCUGGACCAGGCAACUGGCGCUUGGUCCAGAGCCUCAGGCCUGUCAGGAGGUCCAGAAGACAUUGGAGCUCACAGGAGCAUCGAGAAUGAUCGUCGGUCAUACUGCGCAGCCAGACGGACGCAUACAUGAUCGCUGUGGAGGGAGCUUCGUCCUCGCAGAUUCCCUAAUCUCUCAGUACUACACGGGCACCGCACAUCCCUCAGCAUUGGAGUUCUUUGCAGACGGCACGGAGCUUGGCAGUGCCGACUUUGAUCUCACGGCGGAGGUGCCCAUGAUGAUGCAAGAUGGUGCACGUGUUCACGACAGCCAGCCCGACGGUCAGAAGGCCGACGUGCUCGCAAAGGAUGGGUCCCGAUGCACGCCUCUCGAGGAGUCUCAGGAAGUGCACGAAUUCCAACGGCUUGCGUACACCCUGAAGUUGGGCCGCCAUCUGAGUGUCAAAUUUGACGUCGACGCCAAUAUCGAGGUGCCCCACUCCAUGAUAGCAGACUUGGAUUCCUACGCGCUGUGGAUGCCGUGGUGCACUGCUGGAAGCGUUCAGCAGAGAAUUGCUCCACCGGCGACGGGUCCGAAUGAGGCACAGUUCAAGGAAGUUUGCUAUGGAAAUGUCACCUUCGGCUUUGAGACAGGCUCCUUCCUCGGGACUCUGGGAGACACGGUGGGCUACGAGGUGACAAUCUGCCAUCCGCAGCUGUCAGAUGGCCGCAAAACUGCUCGGGUUUGCGCCGAUGCCAAGCAAGGCUUCGCUUAUGGAAAGCGUUUGGCCUACGACUGGCGCUUCUGGGAGGUGGGGCCGUCGAAGACGAAAGUGGAACUGGACAUGCUUUUCCAGGCGCAAAGCGUCCUGUACAUGCCAGUUUGGGACAGCAUGCAGCACAUGGUCAUCAACAACAUGCUGAGCGCAUUUAAAGCUCAUGCAGAGAAGAUCUACGCCGAAAGGCGUGACAAGUCGACAGUGCCCGAACAGCCGGAAAAGGGUUCAGACUGA
Molecule: messenger RNA, 1839 nt
Organism: Symbiodinium sp. CCMP2592
Lineage: Eukaryota; Dinophyceae; Suessiales; Symbiodiniaceae
Source: the annotation of a GenBank genome assembly